AUGACAUCAACAUCUAAAGGAAUUUUCCGGCCAUUUUUGAUCGUCUUCAUUGUUCUUGGUUGUUUCAUGGCAUUUAUACUAAUUUAUAUUAAACCAACAAGCAGCUGGAUCUCUACUCCUGUGGAAUCAGCCAGCUCAGUUUUGAAAAUGAAGAGCUUCUUUUCUUCCAAAACUGAUAAUUUUAAUGAAACUAUUAUUUUGGUUUGGCUUUGGCCGUUUGGCCAGACAUUCGAUCUAACAUCUUGCCAAAUGAUGUUCAACAUCCACGGGUGCCAUCUGACUAUUGACCGCUCAUUAUAUAACAAGUCCCACGCAGUUCUUAUUCAUCACAGGGACAUUAACUGGGAUCUGACUAAUUUACCUCAGCAAGCCAGGCCACCAUUCCAGAAAUGGAUUUGGAUGAACUUGGAAUCUCCAACUCAUACUCCACAAAAGAGUGGCAUUGAACACCUCUUUAACCUAACCCUGACUUACCGGCGUGAUUCAGAUAUUCAGGUGCCUUAUGGCUCCAUGAUGGUCGGUACAGGCUCCUUUACAUAUGAAGUGCCAAGUAAAGAAAACUUGGUUUGUUGGGUUGUAAGUAAUUGGAACCCUGAGCAUGCUCGAGUCAAGUAUUACAAUGAGCUUAGCAAAUACAUUGAAAUCCAUACCUACGGCCAAGCCUUUGGAGACUACGUCAACGAUAAAAACUUAAUUCCAACUAUCUCCAGUUGCAAAUUCUAUCUUUCAUUUGAAAAUUCAAUCCACAAAGAUUACAUUACUGAGAAACUUUACAAUGCUCUUCUGGCUGGAUCAGUGCCAGUCGUACUGGGCCCUUCCAGAGAAAACUACGAGAAUUACAUUCCAGCAGACUCUUUUAUCCAUGUGGAAGAUUUUCUAUCCCCAAGAGAUCUGGCAGAAUAUCUUCUGAUGCUUGACAAAAAUAACAAGAUGUACCUUAGUUACUUCAACUGGAAGAAGGAUUUCUCAGUGCAUCUUCCUAAAUUCUGGGAAUCGCAUGCAUGUCUUGCUUGUGAUCAUGUGAAAAGACACCAGGAAUACAAGUCGAUUGGAAAUUUAGAAAAAUGGUUUUGGAACUAA
Lagopus leucura (white-tailed ptarmigan) is the source of this 1080-nucleotide messenger RNA. RefSeq names its product fucosyltransferase 9 (gene FUT9). Gene Ontology annotation, cellular component: membrane. Gene Ontology annotation, molecular function: alpha-(1->3)-fucosyltransferase activity. The record is from RefSeq and is a predicted model, not a curated record. The transcript has a single exon. NCBI's taxonomy places the organism in Eukaryota, Metazoa, Chordata, Aves, Galliformes, Phasianidae. The coding region runs from base 1 to 1080 and encodes 359 amino acids.